Ochotona princeps (American pika) is the source of this 1540-nucleotide messenger RNA. It is a transcript of the gene NUF2, whose product is annotated as NUF2 component of NDC80 kinetochore complex. Lineage: Eukaryota; Metazoa; Chordata; Mammalia; Lagomorpha; Ochotonidae. Gene Ontology annotation, cellular component: Ndc80 complex; kinetochore. The coding region runs from base 146 to 1540 and encodes 464 amino acids. The transcript is spliced from 14 exons. Gene Ontology annotation, biological process: meiotic chromosome segregation; kinetochore organization; mitotic spindle organization. Gene Ontology annotation, molecular function: protein-containing complex binding. The record is from RefSeq and is a predicted model, not a curated record.
GGGCGGGGCUUGCAGGCAGGCGGCGGCCGGUUUGAAAAGGGACCACAAUAACGGUCGCGGCGGUUGCUUGUGGCGGGCGGCCGCGGCGGUGCUGGCCGGGCUCCUGCGGGCGGCUGGGGCGGCAGGCUAGCACAAGUCUCCCAAGAUGGAGACCUUGUCCUUCCCCCGAUACAGUGUGGCUGAGAUCGUGGUUCAUAUCCGCAACAAGUUGUUAACGGGAGCCGAUGGUAAAAGCCUCUGCAAGAAUGAUCUCUAUCCCAAUCCAAAGCCGGAAGUCUUACACAUGAUUUACAUGAGAGCCUUACAAAUAGUGUAUGGAAUUCGACUGGAGCAUUUUUACAUGAUGCCAGUGAACACGGAAGUCAUGUAUCCACACAUCAUGGAAGGCUUCUUACCACUGAGCAAUCUGUUCACUCACCUAGAUUCAUUCCUGCCCAUCUGCCGGGUGAAUGACUUUGAGAUUGCUGAUAUUCUAUAUCCAAAAGCAAAACGGACAAGUCGGUUUUUAAGUGGCAUCAUCAACUUUAUUCACUUCAGAGAAAUGUGCCGUGAGACCUAUAUGGAGUUUCUUUGGCAAUAUAAAUCCUCUGUGGACAAAAUGCAUCAGUUAAAUACCGCACACCAGGAGGCCCUACUGAAACUGGAGAGACUUGACUCCGUGCCGGUUGAGGAGCAGGAGGAGUUUAAGCAGCUCACAGAUGACAUCCAGGAGCUGCAGCGAUCGCUCAACCAGGACUUCCGUCAGAAAACGAUAGUGCUGCAGGAGGGGAAUUCCCAAAAGAAGUUAGCUAUUUCGGAGAAAACCAAACGUUUGAAUGAGCUAAAGUUGUCAGUAGUUUCUUUGAAAGAAACGCAAGACAGUUUGAAAACAAAGAUUGUGGACUCUCCAGAGAAAGUAAAAAACUAUAAAGAAAAGAUGAAAGAGACCGUCCAGAGGCUUAAAACUUCCAGGCAAGAAGUGAUGGAGAAAUAUGAAAUCUACAGAGACUCAGUGGACCGCCUGCCCUCCUGCCAGUUGGAGGUGCAAUUGUAUCAAAAGAAAAUACAGGACCUAGCAGAUAAUAGGGAAAAAUUAACCAACAUCUUAAAGGAGAGCCUGAAUCUGGAGGACCAAAUUGAGAGUAGUGAGUCUGAACUGAAGAAAUUGAAGACUGAAGAAAAUUCGUUCAAAAGACUGAUGAUUGUGAAGAAGGAAAAACUUGCUACAGCACAAUUCAAAAUAAACCAGAAACAUGAAGAUGUUAAACAAUACAAGCGCUCCGUAAUUGAGGACUGCAAUAAAGUUCAAGAAAAAAGAGGUGCUGUUUGUGAGCGAGUAACUACGAUUAAUCAAGAAAUCCAAAAAAUUAAAUCUGCAAUUCAGCAACUAAAGUAUGCCACGGAAAGGGAGACACAGAAGUCUCAGGAAAUAUUUCUGAACUUGAAAACUGCUUUGGAAAAAUACCACGAAGGCAUUGAAAAGGCAACAGAGGAGUGCUAUGAUAGAAUAGAUGAGAAGACAGCUCAACUGAAGAGGGCGAUGUGCAGAAUGACAUCCUAA